AUGGGAAAGUUUUCGAAAUCUGAGACAAACAAGAAAGAGACUCACGUGGAGUCUUCGGGCGAUAACAAAAGAUUGUUUUCAAAUCUGAAGAAAGGCACUCAAGUAAUUCAUGACCACUCAAAUGCAAACAAAAGAAGGGAAGCAAACCCGCCGCGUGGCAUGAAAGCUUAUGGAGCCACUAAUAAGGCCAGUGGAAAGGUUUAUCUGCGGACUAAGCCGAGAUGUGACGAAUGCAAGUUUCACCAUGAAGGUCGAUGCCUGAUACCUAAGUGUGACAGAUGUGGAAAAGAGGGACACAGCAGAGAUGCCUGUUGGGCAAGAUACCCCAACCGAGGAGGAACCGAUAGCUACAACCAAGGCGGAAACAACAAUUGUAGAGUUCCAGGUUGCUUCAAUUGUGGUGACGUGGGGCACUUUAGAAAAGAUUGCCCCAAGAAGAACCAAGCGAGGAAGAGACUUCACGAUCAGAGCUUGUGA
Messenger RNA from Helianthus annuus (common sunflower), 477 nucleotides. RefSeq lists its product as uncharacterized. Bases 1 to 477 code for a protein of 158 amino acids. The transcript has a single exon. Gene Ontology annotation, molecular function: zinc ion binding; nucleic acid binding. The record is from RefSeq and is a predicted model, not a curated record. Lineage: Eukaryota; Viridiplantae; Streptophyta; Magnoliopsida; Asterales; Asteraceae.